UUUUUUUCAUAAUGCGUUUUUAGAGACAAACCCUUGUCGAUUACCUCCUGCUACAAUUGCUCGUGUACGGUGUUAUAAAUGGUGGUUGCCCUUGUUCUUUCUGAAUGUAAGAAGCAGCAUUGAUUCUCACGAGCAUUUACAGUUAGUCCUAUCUUGCACGAAAAACGGUUGUUUCUUCCCCAAUAUGCAACUUUUGCCGAUCACGCGGGCAGCCUUCCUCGGCACACUAGCACUCGCGCCACAGUUGCUGCCGUUUCAGCGACUCCCUAAUUUCCAAGCACUCGACGAAGUUCCCUCAGAAAAAGCCGCACAAACUAUAAAUGGGUCCAAGAUCCUUCGUGAACGAGUCCGUGAGCAGCUUGCCCGAGAUACCUCAUUGGCAGGUCCCUUGUUGCGUUUGGCCUUUCACGACGCCACCACAUUCGAAAGUUCCAACGGCUUUCAGUCAGGAGGCUCCAACGGAUCCAUCCGCUUUGAAUUGGAAAAGAUGGAGAACCGGGGAUUGAUUCGACCUUUGCACGUCGUCGAGGCAAUUCAUGGCGAAAUCAACAAAACCUACGGUAUUUCCCUAGCCGACGCCAUCGCCCUGGCAGGCGCAGUCGCUGUAGAGCAAGCUGGAGGGCCGUUUAUUCCCAUACGACUCGGACGGUCGGAUGUGUCUAGAUCCGAUCCAACCUAUUUGCGAAAAACGCAACGUAGAGAGACUGAGCGAUCUGUGGUUGCUGAGACCAUGCCAAAUCCAGGUCUCGAUGCGGACGGGCUUCGUUUGUAUUUUGAGCGUCUUGGCUUGUCAGAGUCCGAGUUUGUGGCUCUAUCAGGGGCGCAUAGCUUAGGGCGUCACGUGUCUCUGCUGGGCAUGUCUCCAAGUUGCUUGAAAAACUUGACCCAGAAGUGCCUAGAAGAGGCACCCACACUCCUGCCCUUUGUUUCUUCGUCAGUGGAUCGGUUUGACAACUCUUAUUUUCCAGCACUGAUGAAAUGGAACAGUCGCAGUGUUUUUAUUGGUGAGGUGGCGUUCAUUCCUACGGAUGUAGCGUUGGUCGUAGACAAAGGCUUGUAUCGCCAUGUAGUACGAUUUGCGGACGACCAGUCCUUAUAUUUUCGGACCUUCCGACGCGCCUACCAGAAGCUGGUGGAAAACACCGCAACAUCAGUAUUGCGCUACUGAUUUUGGGCAACGGACCAUUGCCGAUUUACGUUUAAAGUUUGGCAAUGUUCCUGGUGCCAAACUUGUAUUGCUAUCAAUUCAGUGGUAUCGUGAACAUUUUGUUACCUAAAUUCGUCAGUGAUCUUGAAUUUGGCCAGAGAGCUCCGUGCUUCAUUAUCACACUCCUAUGGCACCGAUUGGUGAAUGAUGAAUAUUGAUAAAGCAAUCGUAUCCGACAUGUAAGCUUCGGGUAGUUCACUUUCCGAAACAUUCCUUUCCGGUAGUUCAAUUUCUAAUGACACCGUCUCUUCGAUAAUCGGUCAUCGAUUUGUCAUGCGACGCAACAUGAGACAAGAAUUGGACCAGAAUGGAAAGCACCUUGAAAAAUGUUGGUGUGUACAAGAAACUCCCAGCAUACGUUAAAAAAAAGAGAAACGGUCUACCUCCAGUAUUACUCGUUAAGACACAUAACAUAGACACGACCAAGCCGUUCCAAUUCUUCAAGAGCGGCGAGACCUUCUGGACCGUCUCGUUGAAAAUCACGGCCUCGUCCAGCUUUGGAACUAACCAUUUGGAGGGUAGAGUCCAAAAGUGAAAGGACAUCACCAUUCAAAAACUUAUUGAGGGUGUUUCUCACAAAUUCCAACUCGUUGGCCAACCGAUCAGCUUGUCGAACUUUGAGCUUCAGUUUACGUUGCAUGACUUCAUUACAAAUCCCUUCGACAACCCCGUCAGCAACAGUGCUCAUUGAAAGGUGCUGAUAGGGAACGCCUUCGGAGCGACGAACCUUGUCUCCUAGUGUUUGCUCGACUUGGGCUCGGCAACGGACAAUGGCGAGCAAAGAUGCCGACAAAUAUGACGGGAAGGAAGUCUGAGCAACAGAGUCGCCAUCCUGCCCCAAUGAGUCUGCUUCGAUAUCCAGCCAUGCGAUCCGCGUGCUGCUUGCAACACUCAUUCGAAUAUUCUCCAAGUACUCAUCGAACAUAAGGCUCUCCAGUCCCAUGAUAUCUUCCAUCAUUGCGUCUUGAAUAGCAUUCGUGUUUGGCGUCAAAAACGAAGCCUCUCCAAUAAUUUUCUCCAACCUAUUUGCCACAAUAUCGGCGCACUCGGAAACCGCGCUAAGCCGCCCCAAAUCAUCGCGAUCUCGCACGUAGCUAGCCAACCCUUCGCAGCAACGUCGAACUACAAGCUCGCACCCCUUCUCGACUUCGUUGGAGCAUUCGUCAGGUCGCGAGAGCUGCUCUGAAAGGAUUUGUAAGCAGCCCAGAAGAGAAUCUGUGUCAAACUUGCCACUUCCUGAAGCUCUGUUCGAGCAUGCUCUUCCGCAUACAUCGAAUGCAUAAAUACAUCGCCUUUUCUCGAUUGUAAUGACAGCCGAGUCUGCGAGAGCUUUGGAGUCCUCCAACGGCGACAAUUUAAAUACAGAGGCUGUAUCAGAUUCAGGACGGAGAUUUUCGGCAUUAGCUGUUCCAUGGACAAGGAUGUCUACCAGUUCCGCAAGCUCCUUGCCGACCUUUGUGCUUUGAGACGGCGGCAACGGAGACCGCAGCAAAGCUCGAAGCUUUUCGUCAACAUUUUGGCCGAACGUUGAAGCAAUGUCUUUGCCUCCACUCCGCGUAGUCGAUCCAAUAGCACAAAAUGAUGCAUGCUCCACAAGUCGAUGCAAAGAAGGCGCAACAUUGCUAACGAAUACUUCGAAUGCACUCAAAUGAAUGUCGGGGGAUUUGUGGGAACGCAUACCGACGCGAGCGGCUCUCCGCUUUUCGUCCUCUCUUGCAGAAUUUCCAACUCUCAAUAGUCGGGGAAGCCAAACACGCACCAUACCGACAGCAUCCACAGUUGAGAGAACACGUGCAUCGAGCACAUCGUAUUUCCAUUGCUUUCCCGAGGCUUUCAUUGCUGGAGUGCGGAUCGCGUCGGAUGAUACAAAAUCGUCGUGGACCUGCGACAAGGAUUCACCUGAAAAAAUUCGACCGCAGCUUUCAUCAGCUGCUGUAAUGAGUCCCUUGACCCUUUCAGCAAAAUGCGCUGCUUGCAAAAGGAGACAAGCUAGAGCCGGAGGGUGAUCGCGAAUUCGGAUUAGACUCUCUCCGAUUUCGUAAAUUCCUCUCCGCUCCUGCGGUCCAUCUUCGAAAUUUUUAGGCUCUCCUUUGCUAUCGGGCGGUGGCAGUAUAUCGAGAGCAAGAAGCUCGCCGAGAUGACGAAUUCCAUCCGUCAAUUCGUCAACGGAAGCGUCAGCCUGAGCCAGACGACGCUCUAAUUCGCGGCGAGCCUCCCGCACGCAUUCUUCAGCUUGUGACUUGACAUGAACAAACAAUUUUAUUUUGCAACUGUCGUCAAUGACCAAUACCCGUCGGUACGCCUUGAGGGCUUCAGAGUAGCGGCGGUUUUCAACAUGUUGACGCAUCGUGGAAGGGACUUGUAAAAUAGGGGCAGUGCGUUGUAAGACCGACAAGGCGGAUUGCACUUUGCGCACUUCGCUGGUGUUAUCCAAUAAUGGCUUAAAUGAUUUUUUGGCCUGAUACGCUCCGGACUCAGCAAUGG
Molecule: messenger RNA, 3691 nt
Organism: Phaeodactylum tricornutum CCAP 1055/1
Lineage: Eukaryota; Bacillariophyta; Bacillariophyceae; Surirellales; Neidiaceae
Product: l-ascorbate peroxidase
Exons: 1
Coding region: 185-1168 (327 amino acids)
Biological process (GO): hydrogen peroxide catabolic process; cellular response to oxidative stress; response to reactive oxygen species
Molecular function (GO): heme binding; peroxidase activity
Source: RefSeq, a predicted model, not a curated record